CUUACAUGCAUGUUUCCUAUGAAAUCCGAUAACCAUGCAUUUUACUAUAAUUAAUUAAUUAGCAUGGCUCUUUGCAGUAAUUGUGAAAAACAUGCAUGACAGAAAGUCCAGACUCCAGAGAUUAGACGAUUCAUCACGAACCCUUCCUUUUAGCGACAAAUGUUUUACGAUCCCCUCUAUAAAUAGGCUCCAUAUAUGGACUAUAGACUAAACCUUAAACACCAGCACUUCAAUUUUUCUAAAGAGUUACCAAAUGAAGGUUCAAAUCCAUUCUAAGAAAUUAGUUAAACCAUUUACUCCAACUCCCUCCAAUCUGAACCAUCACAACCUAUCUUUCAUUGAUGAGUUAGCUCCAAAAAUGUAUGCCCCUGUUAUUCUGUAUUAUCCAUGUCCUGAAAAUGUUACCGACAAGGAUCUCUUUUCUUCGACAUGUUUGCUCGAGCUAGAGACAUCGUUGAGCAAGACUCUGGUUCAGUUCUAUCCACUAGCAGGGAGGUAUAACAAACACCUUCAGUUGGUUGAUUGCAAUGACAAAGGAGUUGAGUUUGUCGAAGCCACUGUGGACUGUCAUCUCCACGAGGUUUUACCUCACGGGGAAAGAUCAGAUCCUCAGUUUCUCAACAAGUUUAUUCCCUGUGAAGUUCUGAUUACUGAUGAAGCCAUGCAUCCAUUGCUUGCCAUUCAGGUUACCGUGUUUAAGUGUGGUGGAUUCGCGAUUGGCGUUUGCAUUUCACACAGGAUUGCUGAUGCCGCCACGCUGAGCAUGUUCCUUCAAGCAUGGGGAACCACAGCAAAGUUAAACAAGAAUGGAAAUCAACAAGAGAGUAUUCAGAAAAUUUUUCCAUGUUUUGAUGCGGCUGUGUACUUUCCAAAAAGAGGGCUACCACACCUUAAUUUCGGAAUAUUCACAAGUUCUGGCUGCAAGAUCGUCACAAGAAGGUUCUCAUUCGACAACAAGGCAAUAUCAACCCUAAGAGCCAAUAUUCUACCUGGAACCGGGCAAACUAGUAAGUUGCAGAUGGUGAUUGCAGUCAUAUGGAAGGCAUUACUUGGUGCAGAGAAGUUGAAAGAUGAACACGCGAGGGCUACUCAUAUCAUGCAGCCCGUCAACCUGAGGGAUAAGCUUACCACUCCGUUUCUACAUAAACAUUUCUUUGGAAAUCUAUGCAUUCUUGCAUCGGUGCCAAUGAUGGCAGCAGAGAACCGGGAGAUUCCUGACUUAGCCAUUCAACUGAGCAGUUCUGUGAAGGGCAGUAUCGAGGGAUGGGCAAAGAUGAUGUCUCUAGGCAAGGAUGAUCCGCUUCUAAAGAAUAUGAUAAGCAGUACGGUCAAUUACUACAUGAUUAGUAGCUGGAGUAGGUUUCCAUUUUACGAAACUGAUUUUGGCUGGGGGAAGCCUGUUUGGGCAAGUAGUGUAUACUUCCCUUGUAAGAAUAUGGUCCUCCUGAUGGAUAAUAAGAAGGGUGAUGGCUUCGAAGCAUGGGUGAGCUUGGACGAAGCAGACAUGAACAUCUUCGAACAGGAUUUCAACAUCAAAGCGUUCUCUACCUAGUGGAUCAUCAGAGGGAUAUAGGCCAAAUGAAAUAUGAUUGUACAAGUAAACAAUGCAUGAUUUGUGUUCUGUUGUAAACUUUACUUGCCUGUUGAUUCUAGUGCCAUAGCCAUAUAUGUAAUGUAAUGCAUUCAACCUAAUCAAGAGUAUAA
This is a messenger RNA of Daucus carota subsp. sativus, 1704 nucleotides long. Its product is annotated as stemmadenine O-acetyltransferase. The record is from RefSeq and is a predicted model, not a curated record. The coding region runs from base 254 to 1552 and encodes 432 amino acids. The transcript has a single exon. Lineage: Eukaryota; Viridiplantae; Streptophyta; Magnoliopsida; Apiales; Apiaceae.